GUUGAGGUGAAGCAAGGAGAAACAAUUCUAACAUUCAAGAAAGUAAAGAAAGCCCACUCUCUAAACAUACCAAUCCCAAUCAAUAAUACAUAAUAAUCAGACAUAACUCAAGUGUAGUUGCUGCGACGACUCGCGCUUGUUAUCCUUGUUUUACCUGUAAUAAUAUACACACACGUCACAGUUUCAUACAAGAAGACGACAAUUUUGGUGAGAUCUUUACAUUGUUUGCUCUUUUGGGGCGGCUUUGGCUUUGUUAUCCAUGUGAAAGUGGGAGUUUUUCUUAAUGGCUUCCAGAGCGUUAUUGAGAAGGAAAAAAGACAUUUUCUAUUCCCUUAGAGGCCCUACAUGCUUGCUUAGGGGAUCAUCUCGGGUCGUUGAUUCAUUAGAUGUAGAUGUUGGUACCGUUCAUUCUUUCCGGGAUAGUAAAAAUACAAACUAUCGAAGUUCAUCUUCUUUAGCCAAAGAGGAAGUCCUAAUUUUUUCAGCAAAAGGCUUCCUGAGGCGCAUAGCUUCCACAAAUCAAUCUCUGUAUCCCGGAAUUACGGAAAUAGGGUUUAGACUCCCUUUGAGAGGUAGAAGUUUAGCAGAAUCAAUCGUUCAUUUUUCCAGUGCUGGGACUAGUAAACUUGAACCUGAUAGUGGCAAUGAUGAAAAGGCUGAUACACUCAAAAAGGAAGCUUCACCAGAGGAAUGUGAUGAAGCAGUUGAAGGUCUUACUACAGCUAAAGCAAAAGCCAAAGCAAAGCAGCUGCAAGAAUCCAAAAAAGAUACUAGAUCCAUUCUGGAGAAGGUAUGGGCUUUCUUUUUAGGGAUCGGUCCUGCCUUGAGAGCUGUUGCUUCUAUGAGCAGGGAGGACUGGGUUAAGAAGCUCCGCCACUGGAAGGAUGAGUUUAAAUCUGCGUUGCAGCACUACUGGUUGGGUACAAAACUUCUUUGGGCUGAUGUUACCAUAAGUUUAAGAUUAUUACAGAAACUAGCUAAUGGGAAGAACCUUUCUAGAAGGGAGAGACAACAACUCACACGCACAACAGCUGAUAUUUUUAGGCUAGUUCCAUUUGCUGUGUUUAUUAUUGUGCCAUUCAUGGAAUUUUUACUACCAGUGGCUUUGAAACUGUUUCCAAACAUGCUGCCAUCUACUUUCCAGGACAAGAUGAAAGAGCAGGAGGCUUUGAAAAAGAAGUUAAAUGCAAGGAUAGAAUAUGCAAAGUUUCUUCAGGACACAGUGAAAGAGAUGGCAAAGGAAAUUCAGAACUCCCGAAGUGGUGAAGUAAAGAAGACGGCCGAAGAUCUUGAUGAAUUUAUGAACAACGUCAGAAGGGGUACUCGUGUCUCCAAUGAUGAAAUUUUAGGCUUUGCCAAGUUGUUUAAUGAUGAGCUCACUCUGGAUAAUAUCAGCAGGCCUCGGUUGGUAAACAUGUGCAAAUACAUGGGGAUCAGUCCAUAUGGUACUGAUGCCUAUUUACGUUAUAUGCUUCGAAAGAGUCUGCAAAAAAUUAAGAGUGAUGACAAGAUGAUACAAGCAGAGGGCUUGGAUUCCCUUUCUGAGGAGGAGCUGAGGCAAGCUUGUAGAGACAGGGGUUUACUUGGUUUACGUUCAGUUGAUGAAAUGCGUGAGCAGAUGCGUGAUUGGUUAGACUUAUCUCUAAAUCACUCAGUACCAUCCUCCUUGUUAAUUCUUUCCAGAGCUUUCACCGUGUCUGGUAAAUUGAAACCAGAAGAAGCUGUUCAAGCAACAUUGUCCUCGCUGCCAGAUGAGGUGGUGGACACAGUUGGUAUUACAUCUUUGCCAUCUGAAGAUUCUGUUUCAGAAAGGAGAAGAAAAUUGGAGUUCCUAGAAAUGCAAGAAGAAAUGAUCAAGGAGGAGGAAGAGAAAGAGGAGGAGCAAGCGAAAAAGAAGGAAUCUCUUGAGAAGCAGAAAGAUGUAGCUCUGGAAGAAAUGGUCGUGCCAACUGCUCAGGAAGCAGAUAAACUGGCUAAAGCAAAAACUUUGGAUAAACAAGAGCAGCUUUCUGAGCUCAGUCGUGCCUUGGCUGUUUUAGCAUCAGCAUCUUCAGUGAGCAGGGAGCGAGAAGAGUUUCUGAGACUUGUCAAUAAAGAGAUAGAGUUGUACAAUAGAAUGGUUGAGAAGGAAGGUACUGAAACUGAAGAAGCAGCCAAGAAGGCAUACAGAGCUGCUAGAGAGGAGAGCAAUGACACUGAAGAGAAAACUGUUGAUGCUAAAGUCUCUUCAGCACUCAUAAAUAGGGUUGAUGCUAUGCUCCAGAAACUUGAGAAAGAGAUUGAUGAUGUUGAUGCUAAGAUUGGUGAUCGGUGGCGGUUACUUGAUAGAGAUUAUGACGGCAUAGUCAGUCCAGAGGAGUUGGCUUCUGCAGCAAUGUACUUAAAGGACACCUUGGACAAGGAAGGCAUUCAAGAACUCAUAAGCAACCUUUCCAAAGAUGCAGAUGGAAAGAUUCGUGUUGAAGACAUUUUAAAAUUGGCCAGUCAAUCGAAAGAAGAGGAUGAAACAGGCAAUGAGGCAGGAAAGGAUUAGCAGAUACAUUUCUGUUUGCCAAAUCUGGACGAAAAUAAAGAAACGUAUAGAUAGGUGAAAAUUUUAAAAGCAUAUAGGGUAUACUUUUUACUGCUGAAAUUUUAUUCCAGAGUCAUCAACUUAUACAAAUAAAAGGGGUCUACAAGGGUCUAUAAUCUAUAUAGUCUCCUCCCUUCUGCGGUGAGCAGAUGCAGGUAUAGGUGGUUGUUUAUGUAGCCAUUCAUACACAGUUACACACUAGUUCUGUUUAAACGGAAGUAUA
Daucus carota subsp. sativus is the source of this 2795-nucleotide messenger RNA. RefSeq lists its product as uncharacterized. Gene Ontology annotation, cellular component: mitochondrial inner membrane. The coding region runs from base 284 to 2533 and encodes 749 amino acids. Gene Ontology annotation, biological process: intracellular monoatomic cation homeostasis. The record is from RefSeq and is a predicted model, not a curated record. Gene Ontology annotation, molecular function: ribosome binding; calcium ion binding. The transcript has 15 exons. NCBI's taxonomy places the organism in Eukaryota, Viridiplantae, Streptophyta, Magnoliopsida, Apiales, Apiaceae.